Molecule: messenger RNA, 1171 nt
Organism: Pelecanus crispus (Dalmatian pelican)
Lineage: Eukaryota; Metazoa; Chordata; Aves; Pelecaniformes; Pelecanidae
Source: RefSeq, a predicted model, not a curated record
GGAUCGAUAUCCAUUUCAUCCAUGUGAAGCCCUCCUACGUCCCUCACAGUCGAGCUGUUCAACCUUUGCUGAUGGUCCAUGGCUGGCCCGGCUCCUUCUACGAGUUCUACAAGAUCAUCCCUCUGCUCACGGAGCCUGGCAGACACAGCCUGAAUGAGGGUGACGUGGUGUUUGAGGUCAUCUGCCCAUCCAUUCCAGGCUAUGGCUUCUCGGAGGCACCGCACCAGAAAGGCUUUGACACCAUAGCAACUGCUCGGAUAUUUCAUAAGCUGAUGAACAGAUUGGGCUUCAAGGAAUACUACCUACAGGGAGGAGACUGGGGAUCUCGUAUUACCACAAACAUGGCCCAGAUGCUGCCACAAUCUGUGAAAGGGCUUCAUCUGAAUUUCAUCUUCGCCGGCAGACAAGGUUUGAGAAGGAUGAUUUCUGUGAUGCUUGGGGCUUAUGUACCAUGGCUCGUAGGCCUCACUAGGGAAGAUGUUCAACGUAUGUACCCUUUCUUCCAGAAGAAUGUAUAUGAACUUCUGCGAGAGUCUGGAUACUUACACAUCCAAGCCACCAAACCAGACACUGCAGGUUGUGGACUGAAUGACUCCCCUGUGGGGCUUGCUGCAUAUAUUUUGGAGAAAUUCUCUACCUGGACAGACAAAUCAUUUCUGCAUAAAGAUGAUGGAGGCUUAGAAAGCAAAUACUCUCUUGAUGAGCUUUUGACCAAUGUGAUGAUUUAUUGGGUGACAUCCUCCAUCGUGUCCUCAAUGCGAUUCUACAAGGAGAACAUCUCCAAGGACCCUGGUCUAAUUGCUGAUGCCAGGGUUGGAGUAUACGUUCCCACAGGGAUUGCAGCUUUUCCUCAGGAACUAGUACAUACACCACAUGCCUGGGCAAAGAAGAUCUUCAAGAACAUCGUCACUUACUCUUACAUGCCACAUGGAGGGCAUUUUGCUGCCUUUGAGGAACCAAAGCUUCUGGCACAAGACAUCAUGCACUUUGUCAGAAAGGUGGAACAGCUAUGAACCUGCAGUUUAGAUACAUACAUAGAAUGGAAGCAAGUUGUUUGCCACCAGCAGAACCUUUACUUUGAGGGAUUAAAUAAAUCCAAUGUAAUCACAUACAGAAGCCAGCAUUUUAUCUUUAUAAUGAUUAUAAUACUAAACUUGUUAAUCAAGCUCUU